This is a messenger RNA of Sinocyclocheilus grahami, 2200 nucleotides long. RefSeq names its product protein lyl-1-like. The transcript is spliced from 6 exons. Gene Ontology annotation, molecular function: protein dimerization activity; RNA polymerase II cis-regulatory region sequence-specific DNA binding; DNA-binding transcription factor activity, RNA polymerase II-specific. Lineage: Eukaryota; Metazoa; Chordata; Actinopteri; Cypriniformes; Cyprinidae. Gene Ontology annotation, biological process: regulation of transcription by RNA polymerase II. The record is from RefSeq and is a predicted model, not a curated record. The coding region runs from base 1161 to 1964 and encodes 267 amino acids.
CUUUCAGAAACAUUAAAACGUCUUCCGGAACCCUGGUUGUGUGAACGUCCAAGGAUGUUUACAUUUAUUCCAUAUUUGGAUGGCUUCAGAGUGUAAUAGUGUACCUGUUCCUCUCUGUUUCAGUAAACCGAUGAGGGAACAUGAGCUCCAGAAGAUGUGCAGCACCAGCAGGUGACCCAGUCCACCAUCCUCCUGCUUCAGGAGGCCACUAAACUCUCAGACGUCACAGAGACCGCAGUGAUGUCCAGACCUGCAUCUGAGCCUGUUCCCUGCAGCAGCGCCCCGUCCAGCGCAUGUUUCUCACUCAUUUACGAGCUCACAGAUGCGGAGGAACUCAAAGAACCCAGCGAGCUCGCUGAGCUCAUAAAGACACACACAGCGGAUCACAUCAGCGCCAGUGAGAAGACAGAAAACCCGUCUGUGCUGCACAUCGAGGGCCGUUCUGAUCGGGACGAAUCUGUUAUCUCGUCCGCAGGAAGUGGUUGUCCUCUUCACUUCCUAUCUGGUGUCUGAGCGAGACGCUGAGAGCGAGUGGCUCCCUCUGAAAGCUCACAGUGUUCCUCACAGCCGACAGACCUCAAUAAUAAUCUCUUAGAGAGCGCGAGUAAGUCCCGUGCGCAGCCCCGACCCGCAGGACCCCCGCAGCUGGACUGAUCAUCACCUCCGACUACAGGUGGAGCCUCUGAGGGAGGGAGUAUGGUGUGUUUCUGCUCAGCGAGGAGAUCCGGCGCUGGAGGAGAAGCAGGAGCAGGAGCUCCGAAGAGGAGAGCGACUCCUGCGCUCUGUCCCCCUCACCUGUCUUCAUCUCCAGAGCAUCGGCGAGGCUACAGACGACCUUUUGUGGCUUUGUUCGCUGUAUUCACAGCAGGAUCUUCAGUUCAGCUCAACUGAUGUCCAGCUGGAGCAGCUUGUCUGUUGGUGAUGGGGGCUGAUGGAGAGAGACAGGCACUCGUGCAUCACUUCUACACCAGCGCAGUGCUCCGUCAUUCCUGCGGUGAGGUCUCCGCUCCGUGUCUCUGAUCUUCACUGAACGCUGGAGAAACUACGGGAAGGAAGCGCGAGGAGGAGAGCGAGGGUGCGAUCGCUUCACAGAAGACGACAGAGAAAGUGACCACAAACACGGACCGAACAGACAUCUGCAGACCUCCCCAUGAGGAGCGAUGAGAAGAAGCGAUCAUCAGUCUCCGGUCAUGAUGGAGAACGAGCCGCCCAUCUCUCCGUCUGUCCUCCAGCCCGUCAGUCCAGCUCGCUCGAGUUCCCCCGAUGCUGACGCGGCUCGAGAUGCAGAGAGCCGUACGCAUGCAGUCGAACCCGAGACGGACCCCCGCCGGAGCCCCCCCGCCGCCUCCUCGCCGUCCCUCCCGCCCAACAUCCCGGUCAUCAGCCUGGCUCACAGCAAACUGCCGCUGCCUGCGCUCUCCAUGCUGCGCCUGUCCCUGCUGCCUCCGGCCCUCCUGCAGACGCACCCCUUCAUCAGCAGCUCUUUCCUUGGACCAUCGGGAAGCUUUGGGAUCUUCGGGAACGCUCGUAUGAAGAGACGGCCGUCCACACACUUCGAACUGGAGCUCAGUGACGGUCCUCCUCAGAAGAUGGCUCGGCGUGUCUUCACUAACAGCCGCGAGCGCUGGCGGCAGCAGAACGUAAACGGAGCUUUCUCCGAGCUCCGCAAACUCAUCCCGACCCACCCGCCUGACAAGAAGCUCAGCAAGAACGAGAUCCUGCGGCUGGCCAUGAAGUACAUCAGCUUCCUGGUGCAGCUGCUGAAGGACCAGACGAGCGGUCAGCGUGAGGACAGAGACUCCACGGGCUGCGUGACGGUCUCCUCGGGCUCCAGCUGUUACAGAGACACGGACAGCGAGGAAAGCACGGGGACCUGCGGCAUCCAGACCAAACACAGCGGAGGCAUCACGGAGAAGGUGCAGGAACAGAUACUGACGGUCACUGCGAGCAGCUACCAGCGCUGACCAGCUCAAACUGACCCGCUGGAGAAACAUUCAACCAGGGUUGCCAGGUUUUCACAACAAAACCCACCCAAUUGCUACUCAAAACACUAGCCCAAUCAUGGUUUAUUGUGGGGUUCCCCUGGUAAAAUUCACAUUUUUGGGGCUGAAUAUCACGUUAUUGUGGUCUCUUACACCCCUGGACAUGAAAACCCGCCAAACAAUGUAGCUCCUCAGAAACAGUUGUGUUUGCUACAAAG